GGACAAUCAAUUCGCAGUGCAAAAACACGUUGUCCUCAUCCCAGCCGCCUUGCAAGGAGCAUCGAGACUUGUGGCGACACGGAGACCCGACUGCAGUGCAGCGCAAUGCAGCGGGCUCCGCUCACACUCCGAAUCCGGCUGCAUUACUGAGCAGUGGCGUGUAUGAGCGUACCCAUUCAUGGGGCAGAAAACUGUAUUCAGGUUUAUCAUCGAAGGAUUGUGCCCAGCUAUCAAAAAAACACUCGUGUAUCCGUGGCCAGGAACUCAACGCUGCCUCCUGUCUCCAAGUCUGCAACCAUGGAUGGCUCCUCAAUGGGAUCGAUUGAGUCUACAGCCAAUGGGAAACCCUAUUAUCCAGUGGCUCGAGAUGUUAAUAUUUAUCUGGGCGAAUCUGAAGGGAGGGACAGCCCUUCAAAAGAUGAUGACUCCCUGCUUCAUCCUGGUAGUUAUACCAGUGCUUCAGGUGAUGCCAGCAGACUAGAAAUGGGCAUUGAGGAUGCUGCGAACCAGAAUAAAGGGAACGGCCUGUUCUUCAGUGAUGGCAAGUGCCGCAUCGAUUACAUACUUGUCUACAGAAAGUCCAGUACGCAAGCUGGGAAGCGGGAGAUGUUUGAGAGGAACCUCCGAGCUGAAGGACUGCACAUCGAGAAGGAGUCAUCAAUAACCAAUGAUGAUAUAAUAUUUGUGAAGUUACACGCCCCAUGGGAGGUUCUUUGUAAAUACGCAGAGUUAAUGAAUGUACGAAUGCCUUUCAGGAUGGAGAAAAGUUUGAAUAGGUUUCGAGGGUGGUUUCCUAGGAAGCCCAUGAAGCUGGACAAGGAUAUCUUACCGGAUCUGGAGGACAGCGACUGCUACACUGCCCCCUUCAGUCAGCAGAGGAUGCACCACUUCAUUAUAAACAACACAGAUACUUUCUUCAACAACUCCACGAGGAGUAGGAUCCUUUACCACAUCCUGCAGAGGGUUAAAUAUGAAGAGGGGAAGAACAAAGUAGGCCUCAAUCGAUUACUUGGCAACAACACCUACGAGGCAGCGUUCCCACUUCAUGAGGGAAGUUACAAAAGCAAAAAGUCAGUAAAGACCCACGGAGGCUUAAACCACCGGCGUCUGCUCUAUGAAUGUUGGGCGUGGUGGGGGGUGUGGUACAAAUUCCAGCCACUCGACCUGGUCAGGCGCUACUUUGGGGAGAAGAUUGGCCUCUACUUUGCUUGGUUGGGCUGGUACACGGGAAUGCUCUUCCCAGCUGCUGCCGUCGGCUUAAUCGUGUUCCUCUAUGGCGUCUUCACCAUCGAUCGCUGCCAAGUGAGUAAUGAAAUCUGCCAAGCAACAGAAACCAUCAUGUGUCCCCUCUGCGACCGGCACUGCAGCUACCUGCGGUUAUCGUACAGCUGUCUGUACGCCAAGGUGACACAUCUGUUUGACAAUCAGGCAACUGUAUUCUUUGCAGUUUUCAUGGCAGUCUGGGCCACCGUCUUCCUGGAGUUCUGGAAACGCAGACGAGCUGUCAUUGCCUAUGACUGGGACCUGAUUGACUGGGAAGAGGAGGAGGAAGAAAUCCGCCCACAGUUUGAAGCGAAGUACUCCAAGAAGGAACGUGUCAACCCAAUCUCAGGAAAACCAGAACCUUAUCAAGCUUUCACUGACAAGUGCAGCAGGAUCAUUGUAUCAGCUUCUGGAAUAUUCUUCAUGAUCUGUGUGGUGAUUGCUGCUGUGUUUGGGAUCGUUAUUUAUCGAGUGGUGACCGUCAGCACCUUCGCUGCGUUCGAGUGGGCUCUGAUUCGAAACAACUCCCAGAUCGCUACAACAGGGACUGCGGUGUGCAUCAACUUCUGCAUCAUCAUGCUUCUGAAUGUGCUGUACGAGAAAGUUGCACUUUUGCUGACCAACUUAGAACAGCCUCGUACAGAAUCAGAGUGGGAGAACAGCUUCACACUGAAGAUGUUUCUGUUUCAAUUUGUUAAUUUGAACAGCUCCACAUUUUACAUAGCGUUCUUCCUGGGCAGGUUGACAGGCCGUCCCGGAGCGUACCUGAGAGUGCUGAACAGGUGGAGGUUGGAGGAGUGUCACCCAAGUGGCUGCCUCAUUGAUCUCUGCUUGCAAAUGGGAAUCAUCAUGGUCCUGAAACAGACCUGGAAUAACUUCAUGGAGCUCGGCUACCCGCUUAUUCAGAAUUGGUUGGCGAGGAGAAAACUGAGACAAGACCAUCAUGACCCUAGCAAGCCAACCUUUCCUCAGUGGGAGAAGGAUUACAACCUGCAACCCAUGAACGCCUAUGGACUGUUUGAUGAAUAUUUGGAGAUGAUUCUUCAGUUCGGAUUUAUAACAAUAUUUGUGGCGGCUUUCCCAUUGGCCCCGCUCCUGGCCUUGUUGAACAACAUCAUCGAGAUCCGACUGGACGCGUACAAGUUUGUCACGCAAUGGAGGAGACCGCUGGCUUCGAGAGCCAAAGACAUAGGGAUCUGGUAUGGGAUUCUGGAGAGCAUCGGGGUGCUGUCGGUCAUUACCAAUGCCUUCGUUAUUGCCGUGACCUCCGAUUUCAUCCCUCGCUUGGUGUAUGCGUACAAAUACGGACCGUGUGCAGGGCAAGGAAAGGCGGGGGAAAGGUGCAUGGUGGGUUACGUUAACGCCAGCCUCUCCGUGUUCCUGGUGACUGAUUUUGAACCGCGCUCUGAACCAUUAUCAAACGGCACUGACAUCUUUGGGACUGAAGUCAAGUACUGCAGGUACCGUGACUACAGGGAGCCUCCUAACUCCAAGCAGCCUUACACCUACACACUCCAGUUCUGGCAUGUGCUGGCAGCGCGCCUGGCUUUCAUUAUUGUAUUCGAGCAUUUGGUUUUCUCUAUCAAGACCCUAAUUGCGUACAUGAUUCCCGACCUACCGAAAAACCUUCGUGACAGAAUGCGCCGUGAAAAGUAUCUCAUUCAGGAGAUGAUGUACGAGGCAGAGCUCGAGAGACUGCAGAAGGAACGCAACGACAGGAAGAAAAGCGGGAUGGGCUCUCACAACGAAUGGCCUUGAGAGCAAUCUGCUGAGAUCAAAACAGUCCCUUUCCCCUGUCGUUGCCGCUCGAGUUAAGCCUACCUCUGCAUAUUUUGCAGUUGUUCCCUGCAGCUCCUGAAAACAGCCUUCCACAGACUGAGUAAAUGCAGCCUCAAUGCAUGGCAGGGAAUGAAAGCGCUCUGAUGUCCGCCUGCUGGAGGAUGAAACGUGAAGACUUUCGCACCUCAUCACAAGAUCCCUUCAGUAUUCAGGACUCUUGUCAGCAUGUCGAUCAUGUUAUUCAUAAUAUAAUGCAAUUCUGUACGCCAGUUUUUAACUUGAAAGGGGUAACUGUUUUACACUGGUUUGCGACGUAUCUCAGUUCUGCAUCUCCUCCCCCUCAUCACCAAUUCCAGACUUUACACAGUGUCCCAUUCAAACUGUAAAUAAGAAUUUCUGAAAACUAUUUUGCAUAACUUCUCCAACCUGCACUCUCCAAGCCCUGGUUCCAUCCACGUCUCCCAACUAGCAAUCAGGAAAACAACCUUGUUUACCAAUCUUUUUUUUAAACUUCUUGAUCUUGCUGCUUUUGAAUGAUUAUUGGGUCAGAUGUAAAAUGCAAACAAUUUGUAAAUAGCUAAAAGCAAAAUGUUGAAUUGUCAUGAUUUAAGACCAGUUCAUGAACAUAAGCCAUAUUUAUUGCUUGUAUAUUGUGAUGCAGAGAUUUAAAAUAAACAUGCACAUGGAGUUUG
This is a messenger RNA of Pristis pectinata (smalltooth sawfish), 3734 nucleotides long. RefSeq names its product anoctamin-4-like. NCBI's taxonomy places the organism in Eukaryota, Metazoa, Chordata, Chondrichthyes, Rhinopristiformes, Pristidae. Gene Ontology annotation, cellular component: plasma membrane. The coding region runs from base 163 to 3021 and encodes 952 amino acids. The record is from RefSeq and is a predicted model, not a curated record. Gene Ontology annotation, biological process: chloride transmembrane transport. The transcript has 26 exons. Gene Ontology annotation, molecular function: protein dimerization activity; chloride channel activity.